AUGCCAUUAUCGACGGGUUCAAUCGAUUCGGGAUUCAUCAAAUCGAUGACUGAUGAAGAAUUAUCAUCAAGUGCCUCAUCUUUUACAUCUUCCUCACUGAAAUCAACAAAUGUGCAAAAAAAGACGAGAAUUCGAAGUCGUAAAAAUCAACGAAAUUAUCAUCGACAUAAUAAUCAUAUGAAUAAUACAAAUAAUAAACUUUCCUCAUCAUCUUCAUCUUCUUGUUGCUCGAAUUCAAUCGCUGGAACAUCUGAAAAUAGCUGGAAUUGUUUGAAAAAUGCGUCAGUUGAAGAGCUUGCCAUUCGUGUUUAUUUAUAUUUCAAAUCAUUGCUUUUGGCGGUUAAUAAACAACGACAAAUUUGUGAGAAUAUUGCGGUUUUGAUGUCGGAUAUUGAUGCGAGAUGGGGAUAUUCUCCCACAGAUCGAAAAGGAAAUCGAAAAUAUUUGGAUCCGCGUGGAUGUUUGGCACCGAUUUAUAAUAAUAAUGAUGGAAAGUUUUGUCAAUGUGAAAAAGAACGAUGUGGAUGUCGUUUGGUGAAAUCGGCGCGAUUUCCGGCGUGUUGGGCGGUUCCGCAACCCGCGGUUUUUUAUCAUUUGAUGGCGAAUGAUAUUCAAGAGUAUUUGAGGUUUUUGGAAAAGUGAGUUUUUGUUUUUUAAAAUUUGGAAAAAGUUACGCUGAAAAUGUUGAAUCUGAUUUGUUUUCUUGAAAAAAAAUUAAUUUUGAACCUAAUAUUGGUUUUUCUGAUUGAAAAAACAAGCUCUGAGGCCGGAUUCAUAAAAUUAGUUUUGAGAAAAAAUUAGGUGUACCAAAAAUUUUGUUGAGCAAUUGUUGCCUCUGAUUCUGAAUUUUGAAAAAUCUUGAUUUUUCGGAAAUUCUAUUUGGAAUUUUCAGACAUACAAAAGAAUUUAAAAAAUCUAUCCCGAUCCUCAAUGUUUCUGACCUGUGACACACUUUUUCUCUUUUUUUUUCUGUUUUUUUUUGGUAUUUUGUUGUAAAGAAAUAUUUCUAAUUCUAUUGUAAAAUUAUCGUCUUUUUUGGUAUUUUCAUGAAUAAGAUUGAUUAACUUGUGAAAAUAGUGCGAUUUGGGAGAAAUUACAAUGAAAAGGAAACUCUGGUUGGAAAAAUCCAAUCAUGAAAAAUCAAAUUUUCGGGCUGAAUUUUCAUCUCAAAAAUAUUUAUAAUUUUUCCAGAAUUAAUCCAAAUGUUAAAAAUCAACUUCAUGAACAUCAACAACAAAAUCCACAUGUCCAAAAUCAACAUCAAAUGACACACGAAGAAGUGCUCUUCUCGAUUCAGAAUUUGCAAAUGCAAGGAGCACAGGUUAUGCAUCCUGGAAUGAUGCCAUAUUAUACUGGUUGGUUUCUUUAGACUAAUUUUUGGUCAAAAAUAGCUGAAAAUUUGGAUUUUUAGUCCUGGAAUUGAUUUUGAAACUAUGAAAGAUGCUCAAAAAGGAAUGGGUUUAACACCAAAAAUUCACUGUUUCACAAUUUUCUCAAAUUUAUUUUUGAAUCAAAAUGUUUGGUAAUUGAUAGAUGGGUGUUUGAAUUUUUUUUGAAUUUUGGCCCUAAAACAACAUUAAUCCAAAUUCUGAAAUUCAUAUGAAAUCGCUUGAAAAAUUUGAAAUUUUAAUCUGAAAUUUGCUGUUUCAAAAAUAUUUCAAAAUUAUUUUUGUUGAGACAAAUUUUGUUCCUUGCAUGAGUUUCUAAAAAAAUAAUUGGGUGAAAAAUAUUUUUUCUUCGAAUAUUUUUAUCAAAAAAUAAAUAAAAAUUAACCAAAAAUAAAAAUUUUGAUGGUGAAAUAUUUACUGUUUCAAAUGUUUUUGAAAUUAUUUUUUUGUUUGAAAAAUUGAUGAUCAAACAAAUAUAUCUUACAUAUUAAAAACAAGAAUAAUGUUAUGCUUCUAGGUCAUCCGUAUUCGAAAUAUUCGGGUUCCGAAGAGACUUCUUCUAAUGGUUCAACUCCAUUCAAAGGCGCACGUCAAGAUCAACAAAAUCAUGUUGCACCUCCUCCACCUACACCUUCUUCUCAAAAUAAUGCCCAAAAUCAUCUUGAAAUUAAUGAUGAAAGUGGGCGAAAAUUGGACAUAAAACCAUUGAUGGAGGAAUAUGAGCAGCCGAAUAAAGUCGGGUAUCAAAAUCGAGGAACAACAUCGAGAAAUAGCGAAAAUUCGGAUAAUGGUUAG
Molecule: messenger RNA, 2183 nt
Organism: Caenorhabditis angaria
Lineage: Eukaryota; Metazoa; Nematoda; Chromadorea; Rhabditida; Rhabditidae
Source: the annotation of a GenBank genome assembly